GCACUGUUCAAUAUGACCAAUCACACCAUCAUUCUUAUACAGCCCAACUCGGCCCCCAGUUCCCGCACCUACUAUGACAAUGAAACUGUAGCGGAUGCUAUGGAUCAAAUCGCCAGUCUAUACGAACAAGAGCUGCAGCGACAAAACCCACGAGCGGGUCAAAUCCAAUAUCGAGCUGAAGAUCUUUUCCGGUUCAUUGACACUUACAAAGAAUUCGUAGCACUUGUGUUUGAUCCAACUACAAGAAGUUAUCAACCACGCGAUAAAGAAUGGAUCAAAAGCACGCUGUUAAACCAUUUUAGCAGACAAAAUGCUGCUGCAGCACCGCCACCCAGAAACAGUUACUCUCAUCAGGGUCGUUACAGAAGGAGAUAAAACCAAACAAAAAAAACAUGCAUAGCAGGAAUACAAUAUACAAUGGUUGAUUCAAACUCAUUCUUCCAUUUACACAAUAUGUUUCCUCGCAUUGAACUGAAAAUGUGAAAUAUUAUUACUAUUAUUAUUAUUUACUUUCUUUUGGCCGAGGGAUGAAUUUCAUCAUUAUCUUUUCUUGUGCAUACGUCGUUUUGUUAUGUGCAAAAUCAAACAGAGUUUUUGACAGUGCAACAGAUCAUCAUCAUUGCUUUGCACAGGAACAAACACAUAAAAUGAUUUCCCCCUUAAGACCCUCCUCUACAUGAAAAAAGGCAACUUUUGUCAAGGUAGCCUCUGGACCAAAAAAUAAGCCAUACGAUGAAUUCACUGAUUUUUAAUUAAAAUAUCGUGUUGCGGGAUCCCUUUUUCCCUUCAGC
Radiomyces spectabilis is the source of this 791-nucleotide messenger RNA. RefSeq names its product enhancer of rudimentary. Bases 13 to 375 code for a protein of 120 amino acids. The record is from RefSeq and is a predicted model, not a curated record. The transcript is spliced from 7 exons. NCBI's taxonomy places the organism in Eukaryota, Fungi, Mucoromycota, Mucoromycetes, Mucorales, Radiomycetaceae.